AUGGCAGCCAAGGGACCGGAGUGUUCAAUCUGUUUUGAACAUUACAAUGACGAAAACAAAUGUCCUCGGUUGCUAAGUUGUGGACACAGCUUCUGCCAGAUUUGCCUGGAGAGACUGCUCCAUGGUAACACCAUUGAUUGUCCCAAAUGCAGAAAUCCAGUUGCCGUUCCUUCGGGGGUCCAUGAUCUGUCAAAGAAUUUUGCAUUACUGGACAUCGUGAAUGAAACGGCACCCAAACAACAUGCUGGGAAUACAGGUCAUACAGGCACGCACGAAUGUGAAGCUUGUGAUGAACAACACCCAGCAACGUUCUUUUGCUUGGACUGCAAAGAAAACAUGUGCAAAACUGCAGCUCAGAUUCAUAAACGCAGCAAAUUAAGUCGUGACCACCGAGUUGUUACCUUCAAGGAACUGAAAGCAAACCCUCAGUUGGCUUCUGUAUCGGUUCUCUGUCCGGAGCAUAACGAUCAAUUCCGCUUUUUCGACGAAAGUUGUGGUCAUCUUAUUUGUAGAGACUGUUGUGCCUUUAAUCAUAACGGGCACAAGUGUGUAGCAGUAGCUGAAGCUGCUUCAAAAUAUCGACAGGAGAUGGAGGCGCUUGUCACCAAAGCCAGCUGUCAAGUCGAAAAGAUUAAAGUUGCUGAAGCUCAAGUGGUGCAAGAAGUUUCGUUAACGGAUGGAGCUUGCGUAAAACAGCGUGAAAAAAUUCAAGGCUUUUUUAGAGAGGUAUGGCAUAUCUUUGUUAUUGGGGUGAAUGACAUUGACGUUACAAGAAGUAUUCCUUACCACUUACGAGUUACGAUCCGAAUUUUCUGUUGCCGUUUAACGGUUUCUGCUAACAAUUAGAUAAAGAAACAAAAUAAUCUCAGCAUGGAAUGCAGAGACCAGUGAUUUGUUAAUAGUUAUUCUGAACUAAGGCCAAUGAACUACAACCAGUUGCAAAAAUGUUGAGACUCUCCCACGAAAAAACGACCUUUCUUGCUUCAAAUCGCUCCUGGUCACAGGUCUGCGAGAUAUAAUACUGACCUCCCUCCUCCCUCCCAUUCAAAGUUGUUCCUCCAAGUUUUGAGCCUGGUCUUGUAUUGCUAGCAACUUUGAUAAGGGGUGAAGAGGGGAUCACAAGCAGAAGAUCAUGGACCGGCAAUUUAUGCCAAAAUACGGUACAGUGUCUCAAGUACUUUUGCAACUGGUUGUAGCUAUUUAAGGGUAGGCCGCUCCCGGAUCAUGAUUAUUGAACGUAUUCACUGAACUCACCUCGUACAUGUAGCUAGCCUCCCACACAGACGUAAGCCCUUCCGAAGAACUUCCGCGUUAAAGACUUCUUCGUAGCCUGCGUGCAAACGUCUCCAAUUUCCUUUGCACACAGACUACGCACCUCGGGACGCACCUAUCAACCGUUUUUUAUCUGGAUUGUUUGUGUGGAAUAGAUCCGCGGAUAUUACAGAGUGUGUGUUUUCUUUUGCAUAUUUAUAGCUUCAUUCCGCACUAUCUAACCGAGAGCAAGUUUUGAUGGAUAAGUUGUCCAGUAUACAUCAACAAAAGAAAUCCAUCCUCACGGAGCAGCUUGGCCGUUUGCGAGUAAACCAAACAUUUUUAGAGAGUGUAGUUCAACGGGCAAAGUCCUCCAUCCAAUCUCCGAGCGAUGUUCAGUUCCUUCUCAGCAGGCCGGAUAUAGUGUCCAUGCUCGAGACCGAAGAAAGCUACUCAAUGGUGCUUGAGCCAGAAGCACAGUUUUUGCCGGAGUUCACCAAGGAAGAAAGCUGGAACACGAUGGUGAGAAUUUAAACGUUGUGAUUUUAGUUACAGUGAUGAUUCGAUUUAGCGCCAGAGGCCCAGUUGUUCGAACGCCGGUUAGCGCUAACCAGGGUUAAAUUUUAACCUGUUUUUUUUUCUUUUUAUCAAAAGCACUAUCUCGGAUACUUUUCUCUAACAGUAUUCUUUUUAGAGUAUCCAAUCAUCAAAUUGUAGGCAAAGAGAAUUUAACUGAAUUUGCUUUUUAAGCCCUCAUGUCUGAGUUCAAAUUUCGCACUCACCCUUGGUUAGACAAGGCGCUUAUUCGGGACAGGGCGCUUAUUUCUUUUUUGAGAAACAACCGAAUGUUCGAAACAAAACUUUAAUAUUUAUCAAAAAAGGAACAAUAACAGAAACUGUAAUAGUAACAAAUAUACGUCGAAUGUUCAGUUAACGUGAGGGAAUUUUAAUCUAUUUCUACGCUGAUAGCUUUGACAGUGUCACUUACAUCAAUACCGUAAAAUAAAAGCUUCCCGUUGCGGUAUCUUUGACGUCCAAUUCGUUGAUCCCGUCGAAAGGAUCCUUAAUUGUCGCGUGGAAAUAAAAUAAUUGCUCAAUGUAACGGACUUAUCCCUGGAUCCUUCCUCGCCACAACGACCAGCCAGAGAAGAAGAUAUCAUUCGUUUGAAGAAUUUAUGCACUCACAUGGACAUAAUAGUUGAGAAACUCAGAUGAAGACCACUUUUUUUGUAAUGCAGCAUUAACGUUCGUUUGUGGGCAAUUAAAGGAAGGUGAACCUCGGUUGAAAGUAUCCGUACUCGAAUAUUAUAAUAACAGAAACCCAUAAGGGGUUGAAACGUGUAACUCGCGUUCGACGCUUGUGAAUAUUCAUUUUGACCAUAGUUGGAAAUCUUUUCAACAAAAUGGCUGCUGCGCGAUCACCAUGCAGAUGUUUUAAGACAAGAGUUCUGCAUUUCAAGGUUAAAAAUACACCGUUAAGAGACAAAAAAUGGAAAGAGAAAGUUCAAAAGAAUGCUCAGCUUUCUUUUUGUGGAGAAAGGGAAGCUUUUCAUCAAGAAAUCGUCCUUCGAGGAAUUCAACCUUGUUUUCUUCACGGCGGAGCCUAUGGUCUGUUUUGAAAUGCAACCAAGUCAGCGAAGUUUUUUGCUGAAUUUUCAGGUACAUUUCGAAAUCAAUGGCCAAGACAAUUACGUUUUUGAAAGGGAAUUUAUCUAUUUUUAAAUGUUUCAUAGACGUUUUAUAAAUUUUUCUCUUCAGCGCUAAAGGAAAAUUCACAAAAUGUGCCCUGAUUUGAGAUGGAUUUUGUGUUGAAUUUUGCCAUGUGCUUAGCCGAUGUUAGUUGCGUGAACGGAUCCACGAUCCAGAUAGUGUUUUCAUUUUUCCCUCGUUUGUCGGCCAUAUUUUUAAGCAGGUACGGGAACCUGAAGGAAAACUACGUCACGUUGUUUACGAAGUUUGAUUGGUCAGUUAUCUCUUCUUCUCGUUCCAAAUAUGGUACCUUCGAAAAUGAAUAAUCACGAGCAUCGGACAAAGCAAACAUAUGAGAGUUACACGUUUCAACCCCUUAUGAGUUUCUGAUAAUAAUUAUUAGAAUAGGGUCGCGUAGCAGAAUGGGAGCGGUUAUUAGAAUGGGGGCGCUUACUGGAAUGGGGGCGCUAAAUGGGACAGGGGCGCUUAUUAACAAAAACACAUUAGAAGGGGUGCGCUUAUUCGAAAGGGGGCGCUUAUCGGAAGGAUGGCGCUAAAUCGAAUCAUUACGGUAUCCAUGAAUUAGCCUGGGACGGCUUUUGUCGGGUGCCAAUUUUUUUCUCCGGGAUAAGAAGUCUAGCAGAUAUUCUUGACAUAGCAGUUGCAUGUCAUCCGUUGAUUAGUUUUUUUUUCCUGUCCUUGUUAUGUUUUCAAGCCGUAUUUAGGAUAUUUAUUUUAUUAAGACGAUGCUUGGGCCUGCUGCAAUGCAGGCCAUAUGCACACAGCGAUUGGUCGUUGUCCAUGAUCCAGUAUAGUACAGACCCACGUCAAAAUGCAUUUCUCUGUUCACAAAUAUAUUUCUCUACGAACUCAUUCAAUAUAGAUUCAGGAAAGGCAUCCGCGGUAUCCGGAAUUCGACCAAAAUUCGGAGCGGAAUUCGAGAACAGUUAAAGGAAUACGGGAUUUAACUGCUACUGGGACGAGGGAUGCGCCAAAAUGUGGGCACUGUACGGGAUAUGGAAAGAAAAUGAUAUUCGGAAUGGAGAUGAGAUCGCGUGAAGUCCAGAAUGCGGGAUUCUCGUGGAAAAGGAGCGAGAAUGUGGGAUCAGGAUCCUAUCAACAGUUAUUUGAAAAUAAUGUGGUUGUCGCAACUCAAAGUUAAUUGAUAAGACGGCUAAGAAACAGACUAUCAAGCGAAAGAUGUAUAUAUGCAUGAGAUAAGGAAAUCGUUUAUUAUUAAAUUGAAUUUGUAGAGAAUGUAAAAUAGGUAAACUCAAUGCAGUGAUCUCUAACUCUUUCUUGCCUAUAAAGACCCGCACCAACAAGAGUAUAGAGGAAGUCAUCCAGAACGCAGGCGCAAUCAACGAUAAUUCAACCUGUGCAGCAAACACUACUGCAACUGGCCUGGGAAUAGCAACCGCAAACCCAGGAAGGAAGGUGACAUUCACUAUUACUUCUCGCGACAGCCAAAACGUUCAACGCAAGGUUGCUGGCGACGUUUUUGAGGUGAAACUGAAACCAGAGGUGGGAGGAGAUGAUAUAAAGGUAGAGUUAAACGACCGAAAGGAUGGAACUUACUUGGCAGAAUAUACUGUCGACAAGUUGUAUGGUAAAUUGACAUUGUCCGUGUGCUUGCGAGGUGCCCACAUCAACGGCAGCCCUUUUUCUGUACUAGUAGAACCUCCAAGGUUAUAUGCUGAUCUAGGAAAACCUGUGCACCCAAUUACUCUUCUACAAGAACCUCUAAAGCCAUUUGCUGAUCUAGGAAAACCUGUGCACCCAAUUACUGUUCUACAAGAACCUCUAAAGCCAUUUGCUGUUCUAGAAGAACCUCCAGGGCCAUUUGCUGUAGAGGAACCUCCAAGGCCAUUUGCUGUUCUAGAAGAACCUCCAGGGCCAUUUGCUGUUCUAGAGGAACCUCUAGGGCCAUUUGCUGUACAGGGGUCUCCAACGUCAUUAGCUGUUCUAGAAGGAACUCUAGGGUCAUAUGCUCUUUUCGAGGAAACUGUAGGGGAACCUCUAAGGACAAUGCCAAGGCCAAAAACCGAGGUGAACACCAGAAAUUACAGACAAUCGCUUUUGACUGGGUACCACGGAAGGGGCACGAGAAGAGUAUCGACGCCAAGGCAAAAACAUAAGUAUACGUCAGAGUGUGUAUCGCUUUCGACUGAGAAUGACGUACCAGGCACGAGUGGUUUACCGAAGAAGAUCGACAAACGGCCCUUACCAUUUUCAAAGAAAUUUCGGUAA
Molecule: messenger RNA, 5190 nt
Organism: Porites lobata
Lineage: Eukaryota; Metazoa; Cnidaria; Anthozoa; Scleractinia; Poritidae
Source: the annotation of a GenBank genome assembly